AUCCAUUCUCAGUUCAUCGUAAAAUUCAUAAGCAGGGUUUGGAAGGCACUGCCUGCAACUGUGAGAGAACUCCAGCCUAACGUGCAAAACCGUUGAAAUUUAAGAGUUUUCCCGUGCCUGAAAGGAAUUUUGGACGUGCAUCUAAAUUCUUCGUUUGUUUUCAUUUCGCCUAAUCCAAUCUUUGCUCCUUUUCAGCAGUCUCAUCGCAACAGAAGAUACACUGGAACACGGUUGUUGAGGUGAUACAAGGCCUGGCUUGACGUGUGUGACGAGGAGCGUAGGAGACAUAUCGCCAUGGCAUUCAGGGUGCGUCCAGCGACCACCAUAGCUGUCAUACUUGCAAUAUCGUUGGCAUUCCAGAUCAUCGCCUUGGUAUCAGUACCAGUGACGGAUACAAUAUGGCUCAGCGAGUCAGGGGGAAUCAAAUUCGGAGUGUUUGGGAUGUGUACCGACUCAGGAUGCUCGUCUGCUGGUAUUGGAUAUAGUACUGAUACCAUCCAGGAUGUUGAUAGCUUCUCACUGCCGUCGAAUGCGAGACAUUCAGUCUCGAAACUGCUAGUGGUACAUCCUAUAGCUGCAGGGUUCACAUUCAUCCUUUUUGUCUUUACAAUAGCACUCCAUUGGCAUGGACCGGCUUCUUCACUCAAGCUGUUGUUCUUUGUACUGAUAUGGUCGAUUCCGUGCUUCUUGCUAACGCUGCUUUCCUUCCUUGUUGAUCUUUUGCUAUUUGUACCGCAUUUGAACUGGGCUGGCUGGCUCAUACUCGCUGCAACUGUGCUAAUUGCAAUAUCCAGUAUUCUGAUCUGUUUGCUGAGAAGAACAGCAUCUUCUAGGAGAUCGGCCUCUAAGUAUAACAACGUGAAUAGCGGUGCUGAGUACCAACUUGCUCCUUUGAAAUAUGGCUACGGAACUGUUGACGGUGGAUCAGCCUACAAGUUCAGCACCUCAUCGAACCAGAACGAUGAUGACGAUGACGAAAGAGCCCUCUUCCUGAAGAACGACGUUUCCACGAAUUACGACAAUACGAGAAACUACGACGACUUGGAUGAUGUUGCACAGACUGAGAUUUACGAUACUAUGAGAGGGAACGCUCAAAGUGCAACGAGUAACAACACUUACAGAUCAAAUGACAUUCUUGCACCUCUGGAAACUGCUUAUAAAGGUGGUUAUGACUCUCCCCUGCAGGCUCACAUGAACGACUCGGUGAUUAUGAAUCAGUCUAGUAGUACAGAGCCAGUAACGGCACCUUAUCCUUCAGGAAUACCAGCAGUUGAGUUCUCUGAACUUCCAUCAGCUCAAAGGGCUCCUUACCCACAAGAUGAUCUAUUCACAACAACAUCAUCAACAACGAGGUUGACUGGUCCAAGGCCAAUGCCGUCGUCGACUUCACCUCCAAAUAUAACAACACAGAUAACCACGGCGACCCCACCGGCUCCUACAGAAUUGCAGCAGAGAUCAACUACAUAUGGUGGACCAGGUUGGACAUUUCAAGAAAGCGACCCAGUGGAGCCAACUGCUCCUCCACUUGUCGUCAAUGGUUCUGAAUCGCAGAAAGAUCUUUUGGCACCAUUGUCAGAUGUUACUAGGGAACCAACGUAUAGAACAAGAAUCGCCCAGACGUUAAACGCACUUCAACCAGAAGAUACAUAUUCGACGGAUAGUUUGGGAGAAAGUUCAGAAGAUCUUCUGGGGAGACAUAAGGACGAUGAAUUCUCUCAUGGAGAAGAACAAGAGGUUGUCAAGUCUCAACACCCAUUGGCUCUACAGAUUGCGGAUGAUUCCUCAUCCACAUACUCUUCAAGAAUUCCUUCAAAUAACCCAACACCAACAAAUACGGGCUUCCCACGUCGUCAACUAUCUCUUCUACAAAGAUCUCGUAUCCCAGAGAAUGCAUCUGCCGGUGUGGCGGAGGGGCAUUUCCCAUCAACGUUCUAUUCUCCUUCUGUUGACUCACCUUCGGAGUAUUCAUAUGAUAACUAUCCAUUACCUGAUCCAAAUGAUCGUCGCUCAACACCGGCACCUUCAUUCACCAAUGAGUCACUAGGCUCGUCAAAUUUCACCUCAGUUUCACAGCGUGGUAUCAACCCGGAGUACCUAAAGCUACAUCCAGAGGAAUUACAGAGACAGAUGUUUGGACGUGCUAAGAGCAUUCAGGAUCAGAACCAAAAAUCUACAACAGCAGACCUUUUGAUAGCUUCAAAUCCAGAUUUUUCAGUUACUGGUUCACCAAAGAAAAAGAAGAUCAACAGAAACUUUUGAUUUCAGUAUUUAUGACGGUUAUGUACAGAGUAAUAUCAGUUCUUUGCAAUAUUCAUGUGUUCAAAUCUCCUCUAAUGCCUUGAUAAAAUCACGUCUAGAUUGUAAAUCACGACCAGGGAAAGAGUUCUCAACCACGUCAAUGUUCUUCAUUUUGUAUGAAUUGACCUUUUUCUUCAAGCUUUCUACCUCCGUGGGUGUCAAUUCAACUUGUGAUAACAGUUGUCUCGGUAAUAUGAACAAUCCACAGUUAACUUGAUCAAAUAAGAUCAGCUUCUUGGUGUUUAUGGAUAUGUUUUCAAUGUGGGUUUGUAGGCGAUGAAUGAUGGACAUUUUUAAACUGGCAUCUGAUAAUCUCACUGAUUUUGAGGCGAACAACUUCUUAGCGACAGUGGCUUCCAGUUCUUGGAACACUU
Williopsis jadinii is the source of this 2672-nucleotide messenger RNA. RefSeq names its product Rim9p (gene RIM9). Gene Ontology annotation, cellular component: growing cell tip; plasma membrane; cell division site. The record is from RefSeq and is a predicted model, not a curated record. The transcript has a single exon. The coding region runs from base 295 to 2259 and encodes 654 amino acids. NCBI's taxonomy places the organism in Eukaryota, Fungi, Ascomycota, Saccharomycetes, Phaffomycetales, Wickerhamomycetaceae.